Molecule: messenger RNA, 948 nt
Organism: Prunus armeniaca (apricot)
Lineage: Eukaryota; Viridiplantae; Streptophyta; Magnoliopsida; Rosales; Rosaceae
Source: the annotation of a GenBank genome assembly
AUGAAGAAAUGUAUUCGGUCAACAUACAAGAUAGAGGAAUUUGAAGAAAAGUGGAAGGAAUUGAUGAAAGAAUAUGCAUUGGAUAAUGAUGACUGGUUGAACAAUUUAUAUGACAUACGUUCUUCUUGGGUUCCUGUUUAUAAUCGUAGCAUAUUUUUUGCAGGAAUGAACACUACUGGACGUAGUGAGGGUAUUAAUUCUUUUUUCGAUGGAUUCAUUACACCGACAACAAAUCUUAGAGAGUUUGUUGUCAAAUAUGACCAAGCAUUGAAGAGAAUCAUGGAUAGAGAAAGUGAUGAAGAUUUUGAAUCAGAACACAAGUAUCGCAUUGUGAAUGAAGGAGAAUUCAUUUUGAAACAUGCUGCGAAUUUGUAUACUAGAAAUGUUUUCAAUAAGUUCAAGGAUGAAUGGAGUAAAGUUAAUCUCUAUAAAGUUGAAGAAAUGCCAUGUGACAACGAAUAUCAUGCAUACCUAGUGAAAACAAAACUUGGAGAGCAUGAAGAGUUUGUGGUGAAGUUAAAUUUGCAAACAUAUAAAGCAUCUUCAAAUGAGGCAUACACAACUUUCAUGGAAGCUAUAAAGGAAUUGUCCAAGAAACUGUCAGAAAAUUCUACUCAUCAUGCAACAAUUCCUUCCUCAACAACAGGUGAUCCAUGUAGUACUAAUAUUGAUUCCUCUCAAUUGUUGCUUUUGGACCCCAAUAUCUCACAAACUAAGGGUAGAAAGAAGGAUAAUAUUAGCGGUUCCAAAAGGAUAAAAAGUGGAAUUGAGUUGGCUCAAAACAAGAAGAAAAGAAAGUGUGCAUUAUGCAAAAAGAUAGCACAACAUGACAAAAGAAAUUGUCCAUCAAAUCUGAAAAGAAGAAAGAAUGAAUCAACAAAUCCAUGCAAUGAAGAGUUAGAAGACUUGUGCCAAGAUAUGGAGAGUGAUGACCAAGAAUAUUGUUAA